This is a messenger RNA of Anopheles merus, 969 nucleotides long. Its product is annotated as E3 ubiquitin-protein ligase MARCHF2-like. The coding region runs from base 172 to 816 and encodes 214 amino acids. NCBI's taxonomy places the organism in Eukaryota, Metazoa, Arthropoda, Insecta, Diptera, Culicidae. The transcript has 6 exons. Gene Ontology annotation, molecular function: zinc ion binding; ubiquitin-protein transferase activity. Gene Ontology annotation, biological process: protein ubiquitination. The record is from RefSeq and is a predicted model, not a curated record.
CAUGCAGUAAAAACAUAAUUUAGACAUAGAAAACAAUCUAGCAAACAGUAUAUUGUUGUUCUAUUUAGCAAAUAUGCUAUCACCAGUUUUAGAGACGGAACUUAUUUAAAUAUCAAAAUUAGUUUAUACUUGUAGCAUUCUAAAUUUGUGUAAUUUUGGAUAGUCAACUAAAUGAAUCGUAAGCUUUCAGAAGAUGACGUACGAAAAUCGUCGGAUUCCAGUGAUAUUGGCAGAGAUCGUUCACUUUCGGGCAUAUGCAUCAGUCAACCCCGCGGCAGCAGCAUUGAUUCAGUGGUGUGUCGUAUUUGUCAGGGCUCUAGCGAUGAGAUAAGUAUGAUAUCUCCAUGUCUAUGCAAGGGAUCAAUGAAAUACGUGCAUUUGGAAUGUUUGGAACUUUGGUUAAACCGUUCCGGACUUACUCGGUGUGAAUUGUGUUUGCACAAUUUCCAAACCCACGAAACGCUUCGUUAUGGUUGUUGCGAGUCAGUGCUAAUAUGGUAUCGUAAUCCAGAUAAUCGGAAUCUAUUGAUGUCGGAUCUUUUGAUCUACUCUAUAUUGUCAUUUGUGUGCUUUAUGCUCACACUGGUUUGCAUGUUGGUGUUGCGUUUUCAACAUUCUGAACACGAUCCAUUUGGAGAGGAACUAGCUAAAGUGGCUGUUAUAUGUUUUCUAUCGUUGGUGAUGAUUGCUUACUCUGCGAACGUUAUUAUCAUAGCAAGAGAUCAUUUAAUGCCCUGGUACCGUUGGUGGAGAUCAGCAAGAAAUGUUCGAUUGUCCCGCUUAGACGUGGUCAAUUAUCCCAUGGAAACUGUUUAGAAUACACCGCCAAAGUAUGUUUGAAAUUAAAUGAAACCUUUUCUUUCUGUUGUUUCACAAAUUUUAUUAGUUUAAAACAUUUGCCUUCACUAAUUAUCUCAGGAACAGAAAAAUGUAAAUUUAACAUACAUUUACAUUCAUACAAUUUUUUCA